Trichosporon asahii var. asahii CBS 2479 is the source of this 663-nucleotide messenger RNA. RefSeq lists its product as uncharacterized. The transcript has a single exon. Bases 1 to 663 code for a protein of 220 amino acids. NCBI's taxonomy places the organism in Eukaryota, Fungi, Basidiomycota, Tremellomycetes, Trichosporonales, Trichosporonaceae. The record is from RefSeq and is a predicted model, not a curated record.
AUGUUCCGCAACGCUGCGCGACACACCGCCCAACACAUCACUCGAAACACACCCAAAACAGCCACCACAGCCAAAAACAUCGCACGAAUGACCACCUCUGCGACUAACAACGCUGCCAACGACGCCGCGGCCGCCCGCCGCCGCAUGGACAUGGAGACCAUCAAGGCCCACUUCUCUCUGCCCGCUUCUGCCGAGGAGCGCGCCUGGCGCGCGCCCUCUGAGGGCAUGACGAGCUUCCACAACUCGCACAAGUGGGAAUUCAACCACGCCUACCAGCACGCCGAAGACCUGGACGGCAAGCCGCUCGCGUCCUUCCUGAGGCAGUGCUACGGCCUCGUCGUCCACCUGGGCAACCACCACCGAAUUGAGGAGGCCCACAUCUUCCCACUGCUUGCGCACAAGCACCCCUCCUUUGCGCGUAACGCCGAGCACGAGGACUUCCACCACCAGAUCCACGACGGACUCGAGCGUUACUCCAAGUUCCUCCGCGAGGGCAUCGAGGACCCGAGCAAGUACUCGGCUGCCAAGCUCCGCGAGACGCUCGACUCGUUCCGCAAGCCUCUCUUCGAGCACCUCGACAAGGAAGUCGAGGAUCUUCGGCCCGAGAACCUGAAGAAGCACGGGUUCACGCUUGCUGAGAUCCGCCGCCUCCCCUUCCACUAG